GUGCAAUUUUGGAAAGUUUCGAAAAAAAUAAUACAAAGACUUUAAUAAAAAAUCUACAACUGGAUUUAAAAGAUAUAAACUCUAUGGAAACCAUAAACAAAAUGUCAUCAACAGCAACAUCAGUCUUUUCGACAGCAUUAGCAUUAACAGCAACAACAGAAACACCAGCUAAAGCAAUAUUGCUAUCAUCAUUAACAAAAACAACAACGACAGCAGCUACAAUACAGACAACAACAACUAAAUCGAUAAAAUUGUUGUCAUCUGAACAGAAAACAAAAAAAGACACAAGCCAACAACAACAAAAAGAAAGCAACCAAUAUAAACGACCAAAAAAGACGAAAAGAAACCUGAAGGUAACAACAGGCAGCAAUCAUGAAAUAUUAAAGAGCAAUAUGACAACAACAGCAACAUCACCGACUGCAACACUAAUAGAUGAACAACGAAAACAAGAGCAACAAACUAAAUUAUUUGCAAUAUCAGCAACAGAUUUUCCAAAAAACAAAAAUGAUUAUGUUUUACCAACCAUACAACACGACAGCAUAAAUACACUAAGAAAUGAUGACAAGACUGGGGCCCUACAAGAAAAUGCUUUGAAAUUGCAACAAGCUGGGAAUAUAACAAAGAAAAAUAUUCAGAAUUCGUUGGUCAUGAAUCCUUUUGAAAAAUUUUACAAGGAUCAAAAUGCAUUAGGCCAACCAACAAUAACAAAUAUUAGCAGCAUAAGUGAACUUUACAUCGAUGACCCUGAUAUUUAUGAGGACAAUAGGGACAGUAUGCUACAUCGAAAUAAUUAUGAUGAUAUUGGUCAGAAAACAAAUACUCUAAAUACAGCAACUAUAACAAUUAAUAGUUUUAACAAGAGUAAUCAAGCAACAGCAAUAUUAGCAAUAACAACAACGACUACAACGACUGGAAAACCAUCAACAUUAGCAACAAAACAAAACCACAUGUAUGACAACAAUAGUGCAUUAUCCUAUUUACCAUACCAAAGUGCUGCUUUAAAGGCGUCCGCUCCUAACAUGAAAACAUUGAACAGCAAUCUAAAUAUGUACCCUGGCAGUGGUAGUAGUAUUAGUCGUAGUAGCUUUGGUGGUGGCAGUAGUAGUAGUAGUAGUUUAAAACGAGAUACAUUAAUGUCUUUGGCAGGCAUAAUAUCAACAACAAAAGCAGCUGCUGUUGACAAUAGUUUUAUGAAAAAUUCUACCAAUAGCCAUGUAUUGCAUACUACUGAUGAUGAGGAGAAGGAAAAUCUAUUGAAAAUACAACAUAAUUUCAAAGGCAAUAAUUCUUUAGCACAUGAAACUCUAGCAAUGAAACAAAUAUCACAAACAACAAUGAAAAUAACACCAACAACUACAACAAUAGCAUUAAAUAAAACAUCAUCAUCAUCAGCACUACCAUUUAAUGUAUCAGCAACACACUCUGUCACAUCAGCAGCAACCAUAUCAACAACAAAAGAAAUCUCUACAACAACAGUAACAACAUCAACGUCAAAAUCCACAUUAAGAACAACUACACGACGUCGCAAAAUUCCAACGACAACAUUAAAACCACCUCCUACUAUUGAUGACUAUCAAACAAUAACUAGCCAAGCUGGAACACAUGCUUAUUUACCUUGUAAUGUUAAACAAUUAGUUAAAAAACCCAUUUCAUGGCUACGUGUACGUGAUGGUCAUAUAUUAACAGUCGAUCAAACAACAUUUAUAGCCGAUCAGAGAUUUCAAUCCAUUUAUACUACCAAUCCGGAAAGAUGGUCAUUACAAAUAAAAUAUGUGCAAUUAAAAGAUGCAGGCAUAUAUGAAUGCCAAGUGUCCACCGAGCCAAAGGCAAGCGCUAUUAUUUAUCUGCAUGUUGUGGAACCGAAAACGGAAUUAAUCGGUGCACCCACACGGCAUGUUAAGGCCGGAAGUCAAGUGAAACUGUUGUGCAUAAUUAGUCAAGCUUUAGAGCCGCCAUUAUUCAUUAAUUGGUUUUAUAAUCAGAAACAAAUAUAUUUACAUAACCGUAAAGGAUGGCAUACAGAAAUUGAACGCAUUGAAUUGCCGCCGGAAACAACAACAACAACAACAACUACUACUACGACUACUACCACCACUACAACAACUACUACAGCGGCACCAACAACUACAACGACCACUUCAACAACAGUGCCAUCAUUAUCGUUAUCAUCAUCAACAUUAUCCUCGACUAGUUCAUCAAUGCUAAACGGAAGUGAAACUUCUGCAAUGCAUGUAUUUACAUCAAUAACACCACAGCAGUCAUUAAAUGAUGGUAAUCUUUUAGAAUUGGUGUCAGAAUCAACAUACAAUAACUACCCCAAUUUAAUACAACCUGAAGCCGCAUCAAUAUCAACUACACUAAAAACACAACAAACUCAUACAUCAGCAGCAACAACAAAUAAUACUAUGGUAACAAAAACAAAAGCAACACCAUCAGAGACAGAAUCGAUGGUGGCGGCAACAGCAACAACAACUACAUUGCCGUCAGCAAUGCCAGUAACUACAACAACAUUAUCUUUUGAUGAUGAUACCGACGAUAAUGACGGUAAUGUUGUUGUCGACGACGAUGAUGAGGAUGACUAUAAAACAAAUCCAUCGGCAACAACGUUUGAAACAGCUGAAGCAAUAGCAGCAGGAAGGGGCUACAUGAUGUUGUCAUCAUUGAUGACAUUUACUGAUGUUAAGCAGAUUACGACUGCUUCAUUAAUUAUACCAUCAGUACAAAAACAAGAUUCUGGAAAUUACACAUGCAGUCCAUCCAACAGUGAACCGCGUACAGUCAUACUACAUGUACUAAAUGGUGAGUAUGCUAAAUGCAAAUAUAUUUCUUCAUUGUAUGUGUACAUAUAA
Lucilia sericata (common green bottle fly) is the source of this 2849-nucleotide messenger RNA. It is a transcript of the gene dpr15, whose product is annotated as mucin-5AC. The annotation marks the transcript as partial. The record is from RefSeq and is a predicted model, not a curated record. The transcript is spliced from 4 exons. Gene Ontology annotation, biological process: synapse organization. Gene Ontology annotation, cellular component: neuron projection membrane. NCBI's taxonomy places the organism in Eukaryota, Metazoa, Arthropoda, Insecta, Diptera, Calliphoridae.